CCUGGGGGGCGGGGGUGUAUUUAUAUCCGGGCCCGGAGACACUGGCUUCACAGGGACGUCGCAGGACCCCGCCUGCCAUGCCCCACGGUGCCCCCCUCCUCCUGCUGCUUCUGCUGCCCUGGGGCAGUCACUGCACCACAGGCGCAGAUGGGCCCAGUCGCUGCCCAGCCCGGAGGGAGGAGCCAGCAGAGGGAAUGGGCCAGACCUGCCAGAGGACCUGCACCCAGGACCGCGAUUGCUCCGGCCGCAGGCAGUGCCUGUGCGAUGGGGCCUGCGGGCUGAGCUGUGUGACACCCGGCCGGACCUGCCCGUGGCCCGUGCAGAUUGAUAAUGCCGAGACGCGUUUGGCCCAGGCUUCCCGCGGCUUCGGGGCCCUCAUGGAGGUGACCUGCCAGCCGGGCUUCAGGAUGUCCAAAGGGCAGGGAGCAGCGCUGAGCCGAUGCCAGGGGGACAGGAAGUGGAGUCUGACGGCACCCUGCGAACGGGAUCUGACCCCGUCGUCCUUCUGCGCCCCCCCGCCAGAGACCGACAAUGGAUUUCACAGCGGCGCCUCCUACAGGGCAGGUGGGGAGGUACGGUACAAGUGCAAGCGCGGGUACCGGCUGGAGGGCCCAGAGACCAUCCGAUGCCAGGAGAACCAGGAGUGGUCUGGGCCCGCCCCAACCUGCCACCCCGUGUUCUGCCCGCCCCCCGGGGACAUCGCCGAGGGCUACCUGGUGGCAGUGGAGAAGGCUCAGUAUCGGGCCGGGGAGCUGGUCUAUUACCUCUGCAAGCGCAGCUACCUGCUGGACGGCACCAACCGGGUCACCUGCCGGGGCAACGGCACCUGGUCACCCCGGCCCUUCUGCAGAGCGCGCUGCAUGGUGCCGGCCCAGCGGAGCCGUGUGCUCUACCAAGGCCGCAAGCUCUGGAUCCAGGAGAUCCCACAAAGGCAGGUCCAGCAUGGGGAGAUCGUCACCUUCUACUGCCGGAGCCAGAACCAGACCCAGAGUUGCAGCUACCCGGCCCCCUCACACUGCUUCGAUGGCCUGUUGCCCCUGCCGGCCUGCUACGAUGAGCCCACCUGGCUGCAGUACAAACUCUUCCCCAAGAGGGUGGUGUCCGAGAUCCACCCCUGCUGAGCCCCGCUGGCCCCCCACACCCACACACAGCCUGACCAGAUGGACCGCCCAUGUGGCGGGGAGGAGCCAGUGGCCAGCAGGGGACCCGCUGGACAAUGUUCCCUUCAUGGGAGGACCAAUCGUGUGAAAGCUCCUUGCGCGAGGGCCCCAGAUUGCAAAGGCUGCUUGUGCAAAGGUCCAGUUGUGUGAGGAAGGUCGAGGCUAAGGUCCCAUUGUGCAAAGAAGGUCCCUUCAUGCAAAGGCCCCAUCAUGCACAAACUGCGAUGCCAAGGCCCCGUGUGAGUUCCCAUCGUGCGAAGGCCUCAUUGUGCAAAGGACCCAUUGUGCGAGAGCCCCAUCGUGCACAGGCUGCAAUGCCAAGGACCUACCGUGAGACGGUCCUAUCGUUCGAGGUCCCAUCAUGCAAGGGCCUCUCGUGCAAAGGGCCCAUCGGUACCAGGGCCCCAUUGUGUUGGGCGUGAAAGAGCUGUGGGCAGAGUGGGGCAGUGGAAGGGGGCUUCCCUGCCCCCAUUCAGUGCAUUCCAGUUGCCGGGGGGAUCCAGUCCUGGCUUUAGAGCCCAUCUCCGACCCCAAUAGAGAACUGGGGGGGUGGGGGGGAAGGAGAGAGAAAAUCCAGGCAACUCCAUUCCAGCUGGCAGUGGAAUCCAGUGCUGGGUUUUCCCUCUCCCCAUAGGGCACACUUGGGCAAUCCAUGGUGGAAGGAAUCCUAUCGAGUCCAUUCCUGCUGCCAGGCAGAUCCAGUGCCAGGUUCCCCCCACCCCCGCCCUGCAGUCCCAGAGGACCAGUCCAUGGGAGGGGGCGGGGGGAGGAGGGGAAAUCUAGUCGAGUCCAUUCCAGCUGGCAGGAUGAUCCAGUGCCGGGUUUUCUCCUCCCUGUGGCCUCAGUGAAAGCCUGGCCCAGAUUCCCACACCUGGAGUGGACUCUGAGUCCAUCUCUGUGGCAGGAGGUGGGGGGCCACGGCGGGGAGGUUUCUGCUCUCUGGAGGGGGAAGGGGGAGGGGCGGGGGCUGUAUGUUCACUUGUAUUUAUUGGCUGUGCGGUUGCCAUUUUUAGUAGAGAAAUAAAACAAAGCAUGAUGCUGAAAUCUCUCCCAGAAUACUCUGGGGCCUGGAAUGGGGUGGGGAGGGAAAUGCCCCACUAAGGGAUGAUCUUGGGGAUCACCAGAAGAACAUCCUGCUAUGGGAUAAUAUCAGAGUCAGGGUUCACCCUGGGGGAAUUCCCCAUAUAGGAUAAUAUGAGGGGUCACCUGAAGAACUCCCUGCUACAGGAUAAUAGCACAGGUCAUCUUGGGAACUCCCCACUGUGGGAUAUAUCAGGGUCACCUGGUGGCACCCCUCUGAUAUCAGGGUUCACCCAGGGAAUCCCUUCCCUAGAGCAUAAUAGUUUUCAUUCUCAGGGUCCCCCCAGGAUAAUAUCAGUGCACCCAGGAUCUCCCUGCUAUGGGAUAAUAUUGGGGGGUUCACAUCCCUGCUAUGGCUAAUAUCGACAUUCACCCGGGGACCCCUGCCCUGUGGGAUAAUAUUGCGGUUUGCUCAGGGGGACCCCUCCAGACUCAUAUCAGGGUUCAACAGAAAAAAUCUCCCUGCUAUGGGAAAAUAUUCUGGUUGAACACAGGGAAUUACCCCUUGUGAGCUCAUUUUGGGGUUCAGCCAGGGGAACACUCCCUUGACAGAAAAUGUUGGGGUUCAGAUGAGAAACUCCCUGCUGCAAGGGGUCCCCCUUUUCUCUCUUCCUCAGUGCUUCUGCCACAACACCCCAAAAUCCCUCUCCCAGGAAACCUACGUGGGGGGGUCAAAUUCCCCAGGGCUGGGUGGUGGCGUUGUGGGGGCUCACACUUCUCCUUCUCCCAGGCAGGCGGCUUCCUGGAAUAGGCCCUGGGCAGCGUCCAAUGCAGGCAGCCAGGGAACAAAAGGCCAAAGACCUGAUACUAUUCACGCACAAACAGAACAGGGGCGCGGAGGUGAAGGACUCUGGGAAGGACGGGGACAAGGAUGGGGGGGGUCAGUGUGUCCAUCCCUAUCCCACCCCAGACCACAGCGACUUGCCUCCCCCAACCACAGGAGCAGCGCCCCGUGCUGUUAAAUCCGGGACAUGUUACCUUUAGCCUGCGGAACUGACCGACACAUGAGUUAGCAUGGGCUCAGGGCCAGUGGAACUUCCUGGGCCCAGAGUGAGGUCAGGAAGGGCUGUGAGGGUUCCCUCUUCCCCCAGAUGCAUUACGUGUGGGGGGAUAGGGGGCUGGACCAGCCUUUCCUUAUGGGGAGUUAUUCCUCCAUUGCCCAUGUGGGGGCGUUUGGUAUCUUCCUUUGACUUUGACAAAGCUACAGCUGACCACUAUCUGAGACCGAGAUAGA
Dermochelys coriacea (leatherback sea turtle) is the source of this 3474-nucleotide messenger RNA. RefSeq names its product beta-2-glycoprotein 1-like. Gene Ontology annotation, cellular component: extracellular region. The record is from RefSeq and is a predicted model, not a curated record. NCBI's taxonomy places the organism in Eukaryota, Metazoa, Chordata, Testudines, Dermochelyidae. The transcript has 8 exons. Gene Ontology annotation, molecular function: peptidase inhibitor activity. The coding region runs from base 78 to 1121 and encodes 347 amino acids.